GAAAAAAGAUAACAAGAAGAAGAAGAGACGUACAGUAAAGACAGCCGAUCAUGAUUCACUCAAAUCACUCCAUCCACUCAGUCUUCUGCUGCUGCUGCUGCGCCGUACAGACCAGGGAGUUCAGCACCCGAACGGAGCUGGAGGGAAGACCCUCCCUGUGUUUCCAGAGCAGACGAUACCCAGGAAAUGCCUGUCGGGUCGACAGAUCAAGGAGGAAGCUCCCCCUCCCGCCUCCUGAGGAUGAGGAUGGUGAAGGUGUGGGGUUGCUAACUGUCAUCGCCAUGUACGACUUCACCGCCAAGGAAGACACUGACCUCACUAUCAAACAGGGAGAAGAGUACAUCAUCCUCCACAAACAGGACCAGCUGUGGUGGCGAGCGCAGGACAAACACGGGAAUAAAGGCUUCAUCCCCAGUAACUACGUGACAGAGAAAAACAGAAUUGAGGCAAACUCGUGGUACUGCAAGAACAUCACCAGGACAGAAGCAGAGCAGCUGCUGAGACAAGAGGACAAAGAGGGUGGUUUCGUGGUGCGAGAGUCUAGUCAGAGUGGAGUCUACACAGUCUCUGUCUAUACAAAAACAUUAAGUGCUAACGGUGACAUUAAGCAUUACCAGAUCAAAAUAAAUGACACCGGACAGUUCUUCUUGGCUGAGAAACAUACCUUCACCUCCAUACCUGAUGUCAUACAAUACCAUGAACACAACGCAGCAGGUCUAGUGACCAGGUUGCGGUAUGCAGUGGGGCCAAUGGGAAGGUGUGUACCCGCAACAGCAGGAUUCAGCUCAGAGAAGUGGGAGAUCAACCCCAGCGAGCUGACCUUCAUGAAGGAGCUGGGCAGCGGCCAGUUCGGUCUGGUGAAGCUUGGCAAGUGGAGGGCUCAGCAGAAAGUGGCCAUCAAGGCCAUCAGAGAGGGGGCCAUGUACGAGGAGGACUUCAUUGAGGAGGCCAAGGUCAUGAUGAGGCUGUGCCACCCCAAACUGGUGCAGCUGUAUGGUGUUUGCUUGCAGCAGCGCCCCCUGCUGAUCGUGGCCGAGUUCAUGGAGAACGGCUGCCUGCUGAACUUCCUGCGGCAGAGGGGAGGGACGCUAAAGGAGGCCUGGCUUCUGUCCAUGUGUCAGGACGUCUGUGAGGGGAUGGGGUACCUGGAAGCACAUAAUUUCAUCCACAGAGACCUGGCAGCCAGGAACUGUCUGGUUAAUGAGCACAAUGUGGUGAAGGUGUGCGACUUCGGAAUGACCAGAAGUUCCCGGUGAAGUGGUCUCCUCCUGAAGUUCUCCACUACAGUAAAUACAGCAGCAAAUCUGACAUCUGGUCCUUCGGUGUGUUGAUGUGGGAGAUCUACUCGGAGGGUCGGACUCCGUUUGAAAACCGCACCAACUUGGACGUGGUCAACGACAUCACCAGAGGAGUCCGACUGUACCGACCACACCGCGCCUCACAGCCACUGUACGCCAUCAUGUACCGCUGCUGGCACGAGAGGGCUCAGGGUCGGCCGUCUUUCUCAGAGCUACUGGAGGAAAUCAGAAAACUGGCAGAAAAUCCGGAUUAACACACACACACACACUCACACAAACGUGCUGAUUUUCAAACUGUUUUUACUCAGGAAUGUACACAGAUUGUAUUUUUUAUGUAAAUAAAUAUUUUUUCAUUAAAACCUUAUCACAGAUGUUCCUUUAACUGAUGCUUUGAUGGUUUGAAUUGAUUUUUAUCUUCAAACAAAACAACCAAAACAUACAUGUAAAAAUGUGAUGUAAAUUUAAAGAUCCUUUGUUUUACGUUGGUCUUCAUACACUUCUCAAAUAACAUUGAGUUGUAAUAUUAUGUCUGUGAAGUUAAUAUUGCACAUUUCAAACUCUUAUUUGUUUAAUGUUUGUAUUUAUGCAUUACUCAUGAGAUACGAUGUCAUAAUUAUGACAAGAAUGUCAUUAAUAAUGAAAACAAACUUUAACUUAAUGGUGGAUUUAAUUUAAAUUAAAUACAGUUAAUUAGAUGGACAAAAUAUUAGAAACACUUCUAUAAAUAUAGUGUCAUACAGUCAUUCACAGAGACUGGGUGUUAAGCUAAAUACAUUUAUUUUGUUUCAUUUGUAAAGUAUAUUAAAUGUGUAUAUUGUUUUACUGAUAAGGUUAAAAACAAACCUUAAGUUUUCCUAAAUCUGUCUGUUUGUUUGACUGAGAGAAACCUCAAUGUCUUUUUUGUUUCAUUUAUAAAGUAUUUAAAUGUGUGUUGUUUUACUGGUGAUAAAGUUGUGAUUUAUUAAAUGUAUAUCUCUUCAAAAUGGCUCCUUUACCUGUUCAACAAGGUAUGAUGUGAUGCAGAAACAGCCGUAAAAAUGGUCAGAAACGUUCAUUUCAUGCACAAAUUUGUUCUUCUCACUGUGAAUUGGGUAAUAACAAU
Molecule: messenger RNA, 2400 nt
Organism: Morone saxatilis (striped sea-bass)
Lineage: Eukaryota; Metazoa; Chordata; Actinopteri; Moronidae
Gene: txk
Product: TXK tyrosine kinase
Biological process (GO): T cell receptor signaling pathway; peptidyl-tyrosine autophosphorylation; adaptive immune response
Molecular function (GO): non-membrane spanning protein tyrosine kinase activity; ATP binding; protein binding
Source: RefSeq, a predicted model, not a curated record